Symphalangus syndactylus (siamang) is the source of this 5973-nucleotide messenger RNA. RefSeq names its product putative zinc finger protein 66. Gene Ontology annotation, molecular function: RNA polymerase II cis-regulatory region sequence-specific DNA binding; DNA-binding transcription factor activity, RNA polymerase II-specific. NCBI's taxonomy places the organism in Eukaryota, Metazoa, Chordata, Mammalia, Primates, Hylobatidae. Gene Ontology annotation, biological process: regulation of transcription by RNA polymerase II. The record is from RefSeq and is a predicted model, not a curated record.
UGGAGUCUGGCUCUGUCACCCAGGCUGGAGUGCAGUGGCGUGAUCUCAGCUCACUGCAACCUCUGCCUCCUGGGUUCAAGCAAUUCUCCUGCCUCAGCCCCUAAGUAGCUGGGAUUACAGGUGUCCGCCACCACGCCUGGCUAGUUUUUGUAUUUUAGUAGAGACGGAGUUUCACCAUGUUGGCCAGGCUGGUCUUCAACUCCUGACCCAGGUGAUCUCCCUGCUUCAGCCUCCCAAAGUGCUGGAAUUACAGGCAUGAGCCACCGCGCCCUGCCUUACAGUCUAUUCUUAUGGUUUACUAAAUUAGGAAUGCCACUCUUACAGAACAAAUCAAUGCAAGUGAUGUGACUACCCAAAAAUCAUGAAUCAUAAUAGUCUUCAGUUAGAUAUGUUGCAAUCUCAGAUAUGGUUCUGCUAUGUAAACAGGGUCGAAUUCCAAUUCUUUAUCAAAAAGUGCUGGCGAAGGUUGCCUGAUGUGUUCCAAUGCAGAUUCUCAAUCCAAUGGCCAGCAGAUGAGAGAGCAGCAGAGAUGGAAGAAAAGUCUUAAGAAAUUCUGCUGAGAAUAUGCCCCCUUUCUUCAUAACACUGUGUUUCUCAUGUUGAGAGCGGCUGUGCAUUUUGGGUGUUUAGAGAGAAACUUUCUCAGGGGAAUAUUUUCUGGUUGACUUGGCUAAUAUUAUAUGUAAUCUGAAUUUUUCUUUCAGAUGCUUUUAACCUCUUAAUACAAUUUUAUUCAGACUGAGAGCUGUUUUUCUCUUCAAUGCUUUCGGUGUCUGUCUUCAGAAGGGACACCCAAAAGUGUCUCAUGGUGUUUCUGAGUGAGCUGGGCUGUCACAAUGAGAACUCCUUGGCACUCUAUCAAGACCCAUGCUGGGAAUCCAGCAGUAUUUUUUUGUCACCAUUAUAAAUAAAAACGUAGGCUGAAACAUUGCUCCCAUUUCCAUUAUUGCAAAAGUGCAAUCCUACCCAGGAGUCCUGCAGGUUCUCAUCCUGCAGUUCAGGGACCCUGCUCCUUAAUGUGACACUGGACUGCACUGUGGCAGUUGGAGUCCACGUGGAAUGUGGGCUGCCAGCUGUGUGCUGUGAGCUGUGCCUCGGUGGUAGAUGGUAGGGGAAGAGACGGGACACAGGCCACCAGGACAGGGCAAGCAGGAUUGCUGCAGCCCGUGGCCUAGGGAGUAGGGACCCUUUGCUUUGAAAUGUAAAUAGCCAAAAGAAUAGUAUCCUAUCUCACAGUGUCUGUAAAAGAACUAGAGCCUACCUUCAGCAGGCACUUGGCUGUAAGUUGCAAAACUACCUCCUUCAUGAAGAUGUCAGAAGUUUAUUUUUCCUUUGAAUAUAACCAAUUAACAUACACAGAUGGCCUCCCCCAUUACCAGGCGAAUUUAGGAUAAACUGUGCAUGACAAAUGGUGCUGUCAAAUCUUCUAAUUGAGGACUAAUUAUAGAGAUCUUUCUGUCUUUGCAAUCUCUUGAGCAGAUUGUCUGUAAUUCAUGUCACAUCACAUUCUGGUUUUAUUGUGCAAUAAAACACUUUUCUUUCUGUUCUGUUAUUGUGGGGUUUUUCUAGGAUUGGAGACAAUUUUCCUUUUAAUUAUAUUUCUCACUGUCCACAAUUACCAAACAUUGUAUAUACGUAUAAGGUGCCCACCAAGCUUCACUUUAGAGAAGGCUUUCCCCCUCAGGCUUCCAGUCAACCCAGUCAGUUGUGCUUCAGAGUGCACACUGCCCCCAGAGUAUGCAGGCAGAAUUGUGUCUCUGCCUAUUUCACAUCUAUAGUCCUCUACAACCACUUGUAGAGAGGUUAAGCCUUUCUACAAGUGGUUGAAAAAAUUCACAGGACAGUAAUCAGCCAUUUCACCUCUUUCAGUGACCAUAGUGUCUUCAGACCUGAAACUGAGUUGGAGACUAUUAGGCCCAGAAGAACAAUUAGGGUGACAUGUGUGCAUUGAGUAAAUCUGUGUUCUCAUUUCACCCAAGACCUUUGGCUAGAUCAGAACAUAAAAAAUUCAUUUCAAAAAGUGAUGCUCAGAAGAUAUGGGAAAUGUAGACAUGAGAAUUUACAAAUAAGAAAACCCUGUAAAAGUUUGAAUGCAUCUAAGGUGCAGGAAGGAGGUUAUAAUGGACUUAACCAAUGUUUGUCGAUUACUCAGAGCACAAUACUUCAAUGUAAUACAUGUGUGAAAGUCUUUAGGAAAUUUUCAAAUUCAAAUAGACUUAGGAGAAGACAUACUGGAAAGAAACCUUUCAAGUGUAAAGAAUGUGGCCAGUUCUUUCACAGGUUCUCACACCUAAGACAACAUGAGAUAAUUCAUACUGAAGAGAAACCCUACCAAAGUGAAGAAUGUGGCAAAGAUUUUAAGCAGUCUUCAGGUCUUACUAUACAUGAGAGAAUUCAUACUAAAGAGAGACCCUACAAGAGUGAAGAAUGUGACAAAACCUUUAAACAAUCUUCAAAACUGAAUAAACAUAAGAAAAUUUAUCCUGGAGAUACAACCUACAAAUGUGAAGAAUGUGGCAAAGUCUUUUCCUUUUCCUCAACCCUUACUCAACAUAACAUAGUUCAUACUGAAGACAAACCCUACAAAUGUGAAGAAUGUGGCAAAGCCUUUAAACAAUCCUCAAAACUGAAUGAACUUAAGAGAAAUCAUACUGGAGAGAAACCCUACAAAUGUGAAGCAUGUAGCAAAGCUUUUUAAGCAGUCUUCAGGCCUUACUAUACAUAAGAGAAUUCAUACUGGAGAGGAAUCCAGAAAUGUGAAGAAUGUUGCAAAGCCUUUUACUGGUCCUUAAGCUUUACUAAACAUAAGAGAGUUCAUACUGGAGAGAUACCCUACAAAUGUCAAGAAUGUGGCAAAACUUAUUCUUGUUCCUCAAGUUUACUCAACAUAAGAGAGGUCAUACUGAAGGGAAAUCCCACAAAUGUAAAGAACGUGGGAAAGCCUUUAACCAGUCCUUUAGCCUUACUAAACUUAUGAGAAUUCAUACUGGAAAAAACUCAUACAAGUCAGAAGACUGUGGCAAAAUCUUUUAAGUAUUGCUCAAAUAUAUCCAGCCAUAAUUCAUACUAAAGAUUAUGCCUAUGAACCUAAAAAAAGUUUGGCAAAGCUUAUGAAUACACCUCAAACUUUCCUAGGCAUUGGAGAAAUAUCAGUGAGAAACCUCAGAAAACUGAACAAUGUGGCAAGGCCUUUAAAUGGUUGUCACAUCUUACUGUAGGUAAAAUAAUUGAUAGUGGAGAAAAUCUCUACAAAUAAAGAAUGUGUCAAAACUUCUAACAUGCUCAUACCUUAUGGCACAUAAAAGUGUUUAUACUUGAAAAAUUAUAAAAGCCAUUUCUAUCUGCUCACAUCAUAGUCAACAUCAGGAAGUUCAUACUUAAUAAAAUUAUUAUAAAUGUAAUUACUGUUGAAAGACCUUGGAAAAUAUAAACUCUUAAAAUAAAAAAGAGUAUUCUGGAGACAAACAUUACAAAUAUAAAGAGGGUUGUAAUACCUUUACUUGCCCUGUAUAAUGUACAGAUUUUAUGCUAGAAGAAAAGUCUAAAGGAAUUACUCAAACUUGUUCAGCAUCAGAGAAUUUAUGUUGAAGGAAACCAUACAAAUGUAAUAAAUGUGGAAAAACAUUUGUUCAGAAACUACAGCUUACAAAACACCAUGCAGUUUAUAAUGAAAAUAUUUUUGCAGAUGGAAUACAUGUGUAAAAAUAUUUAGUAAAAAUUAAGUCUUUGUAAACUUUAGAAAAUUCACAGUAGGAAGAACUAAGGCAUUGGCGCUUAAGACAUUACACUAAAUCAGAAUGUUCUGUAUAGAAAGUAAUCCAAAGCUAAAACUUUUGGAUAAUUUAUUUGUAUAUAAGUUUAAGAGGAGUGGAAGAUUAUUUUUUGGUGAGUUAUAAUUACAUUCAAGGUAUACGUUUUUCCUUGAAAAAAAAAAAUGUAGAUUUUUUGAAAAGCAAAUAGUGAGGUAAUUCAACUGUAAAAUUGCUUCAUGCUGUUCCUUUUUUCUUGUUGUUUGUGUAAAAGCAUGUCAUCAAUUUCUGUUGCAUCAGAAAUCUGAGAGAUUCCUUUCUUAUUAGGUAGGCAUCAUUCAGUAACUUUUCCAUGGAAGAGUAAGGAUAUUAAAAUGUAAGUGCAUAUUGAAAAUCUAAUUGGAGAGGCUCUUUAUGGCUGACUUUUAACAUUGUUCAUGUGAUGCAUGAGUUAUGUGUUUAGAGUAAUAUUCUGCAUUAUAGUGAGAGGAAAACUUUGAGUUUUAGUAGUAAAUUGACCAAUUGUACUUUUAUGUAAUAAAAUGUAGGGAAUUUUAAAAUUCUUUUAUAAGACUGUGAUAACUUAGCUUUUAAAUUAAACGAAAUAGUUUUAAACUUUUUAAGACGUGCAUUUAGUAAAGUGUUAUGUCACCAACUUUAACGUAUCCCACCUUAUUCAAGAUGUAGAUAAAAGAUGGUAACAUAGUAGAAUGACCUCUCUAGCAAUCUCUUUUGCCUGUGGCAUUAAACUGAAAAGUUUGAGUAUUGUUUCAAUGGGUAAAAUGUACAUUUGUUUAACGUUUUAAAUUUUUGUAGGAACAUAGUAUUGUUUACCUAUUUAUGGCAUAUAUAGAAUAUUUUCAUACAGGCAUACAACUUGUAAUCACAUCAGAGUAAAUGAGGUAUUCAUUACGUAGUGCAUUUUUUUUUGUAUUACAGACAAUCCAAUUAAACAUUUUUAGUUAUUUAAAAAUGUACAAGUAAAUUAUUACUUGCUACAGAGGUUUUUUAUGGUCACAAUAAUAAUUACAUAGUAGUAUAAUAAGAAACCUCACAUUUCUAAGUCCUGAAUGAAUAUUUUUAAAAAUUUGUCAUAUAUAUUUUGAACAAGUGGCCUCUCUGCCUGUAAACUCAUACAGACUGUUAGUUUUUACUUAUAUUACUCUUAAGAUAAACAUUAGGUGUAAGAAAAUUGUGGGGCAAGUGUGUGAGUGUGAGUGUACCUAUUUUCAGAAGACAAGCAAUAUUGGAACAAAAUAUCACUUUAAUAAAGUGGACAAAUCAUUUACUAGAAAACCAGAAACCUCAGUGAUUUUGAAUAAUGUCUGUAUUCUCUGCAUUUUAUUUAAUUAAUUACUGUGAAGUCUUAUGGACUGCGUUUCCGAAUCUUUCCAUGCAAAUUCUUUCUUUCAUGUGCCUGGUACUCAUGGUAGACUGAUAUUUUUUUCAUAUUUUUUGUGUUUAUGAUUUAUUAAGUAUUCAUUAUGUAAGUUGCUCAGGUAUUCUAAGAAUUUUCAUAAAAUUUAGUAAUGCACACAAAAUAAUUUUUCAAUGUUAUUUCACAAUGAGUGUAUUAACUUAUAUUUCUUUUGUUGCUUUCUUUUUUCUUUUUUUUUUUUUUGAGAUGGUGUCUUGCUCUGUUGCCCAGGCUAGAGUGCAGUGGUGGGAUCUCAUCUCACUACAACCUCCGCCUGCUGGGCUCAAGCAAUUCUCUUGCCUCAGCCUCCUAUGUAGCUGGGACUACAGGCAUGUGCCACCAUGCCCAGCUAAUGUUUUUGUAUUUUCAGUAGAGACUGUGUUUCACUAUACUGGCCAGAGUGGCUUCGAACUCCUGACCUCGUGGUUCACCCACCUUGGCCUCCCAAGGUGCUGGGAUUACAGGCAUGAGCCACUGCAUCCGACCAGCUUAUAUUUCAUUUAGUUAGAACAUCCCAUUUUGUUAUUUUAAUUGGAGAAACCUGUCUAAGCUAAGUUUCCUUAUUGUUCCUUUUACCCUUUAUAAUUGACAUAGGUGAAUUUAUUCAUUCAGCCAAUUUGUUUAGGUAAAUACUGGGGAGGCUUCAUAAGUCAUAAAGAUAUUUUGAUAUGUAAAUGUAGCAAACACAAUGCUUGCUGUGUAAUAGAUGCACCAUUAUUGGCCAUAAAUAUUUCUGCUGGAGUUAGUUUGUAGCUCCAAGUAAAGAAAUAUGCAUAGUGAAGAAAUAAAAUCGAUUCUGUAUAUGGA